Molecule: messenger RNA, 2993 nt
Organism: Erpetoichthys calabaricus (reedfish)
Lineage: Eukaryota; Metazoa; Chordata; Cladistia; Polypteriformes; Polypteridae
Gene: pde6d
Product: phosphodiesterase 6D, cGMP-specific, rod, delta
Exons: 5
Coding region: 187-642 (151 amino acids)
Biological process (GO): sensory perception of light stimulus
Cellular component (GO): cytoplasm
Source: RefSeq, a predicted model, not a curated record
GUGCAUCUUAGGGUAGGUUGAGGUGACGCGCAGGAGGAGUGUAGCGGUUGAGAUUAAAACCGAUGCUUUUUAGCGUUAGAACCUGCGCUUACCUUUUAUUUAAAGUUCACUCGUCGUCAAAUGUAAAUUUGUUUUGAAAUUCAUUCGUUAUUUUUCAUUGCAGGGAUAAAGAAGGACGUUCUUGAAAUGAUGUCUUCACACGAAGACAGAGCCAAGGAGAUUCUGAAGGGUUUUAAAUUAAAUUGGAUGAACCUCAGAGAUGCAGAGACGGGAAAAGUUCUUUGGCAGGGAACAGAAGAUCUUUCAGUGCCAGGAGUGGAACAUGAAGCUCGAGUUCCAAAAAAGAUCCUGAAAUGCAAAGCAGUUUCUAGAGAGUUAAAUUUCUCCUCUGCAGAACAAAUGGAAAAAUUUAGGCUUGAACAAAAGGUAUAUUUCAAGGGGCAAUGCCUAGAAGAGUGGUUCUUUGAAUUUGGCUUUGUAAUUCCAAAUUCCACAAACACAUGGCAGUCUUUGAUAGAAGCAGCACCAGAAUCACAGAUGAUGCCAGCAAAUGUUUUAACUGGUAAUGUUGUCAUUGAGACCAAAUUUUUUGAUGAUGAUCUCCUUGUAAGCACUUCUAGGGUGCGACUUUUCUACGUCUGAAGGAUCUUGGGAGCUCUUUUAUUUUGGGAUUAUUCCUCCUUUUCCUUUUGAAGACCCAUCUCAUGUCGCAAGACUAUGAUUUUGUGAUCAGCAAUCUGAGGAGGAUUUCACUGGCAUGCUACCAUUUUUCCAUAUGGAAAUAACUAGCAAGAACCAAAUGAGCAAAAGAGACUUCUGUAUAUACAGGCAGGAUUGCUCAUCAUGACCAACCUUGUAAAUUAUUGUAUUUGUACUUUUUUCACCUUUUUUUCCUAAAGUUCAAUUCCCAGCUUACAAGUUACACUGCUUCAUUGUGUAUACUAAUAUUUUUAAAGAUUUUUAUUUUUUUUAUUUGUUUUUUUUUUUUUUUUUUUUUUUUUUUUUGCAUCCAGUCGCAGCUUUACUUUGGCCUGCAAAAUGUGGUUCACUCCUUAGUUGUUUUUUUUGUAAAUUAGUUUGUGUUAUCAUUGAAUGUAAGUAAUGAUGAAUUAACAAUUCAGAGAGAAACAAACAGUUGUUUUUUCUUUAUAAUAGACAAGCAAGAACCCUGAAAGGAUUUGUCAUUGCAUAUACAAACAGUGCUGUUUAAUAUACAUUUUAUAAUAUUUUCUAAUGGAUUAUGAUUUGAAAAUGGAAAUGUUUAAAUUAUUUCAUCAUUUAUGUCGAUAAACAAAUAAUUUAGUACAGAGGAAGUCUUUGCCUUUUAUUGAAAUGCAGAAUAAAGAGUAUUUCCUUAUUUGCUCAAUCAAAGAACAGAUACUUUAAGCUUUUCUACAUGGUAUGACAUUGACAUUGGCACUUGUUCAUAUUAAUUUCCUGUAUAGUGUUUUGGAGGAAAAAAAAGAUAUUUGGGAUUAAAAAUUGAACCAAGCAGGAAUAAUGAAUCCAUUAAUCAUAUUUGCUGAAAUUAUUGUAUUGAUUCUUUAUCAUAGAUGCCCCAAAUGUUACAUUUUUUUUCGUACAGAAAAUAUUUUUCAGCUAAUCAUCUUUCCAUGGAUUGUCUGGACACACUUUAAUCAUAACAGAUUUUACAUUUCUUGGAAUAAUAAAACUUAGUGUUGUUUUAUCAGGCUUUCUCUAGUACCAGAUUAUUGAACCACCUAUAGAAACAACAAGUAAUACACUAAACAUUUUGCUUACAAAGCACCAUCACUGACUGAAGUGAGACACACAAUUCAAAUAUCCAGGCACAACUUUAAUACAAUCAAAAUUCACUACAACAUGAAUAUUGCUCCGGAAAUGUGAGGAUAAAACUUUGGACAGUUUUUAGAUGUUCUGUUAAAUAUGUAAUUGCCAUUAGUACAUCUGUUUGAUUUGUUUUAAUUUAAACAUGUUAUCUUAGUUGAUCAUGCUUUUGAUGUUUUUAGAUAAAUGGUGCAGCAGUAAGCUCAUAAAUGCGAAAAUAACUAACUUUUAGAAUUAUAGCAAGUGAAUUUGCUCAUGUAAUAUGACGAAACAUAUCCCCUGUGACUCUUGUACAAUUCUGUGUUUUGACUUUAAUCAGGGAUAAGGGGUUAUACAGUAUUUCUCCUUCAGUUUGGUUGGACUUGCCUUCAGUCUGACUUAGGGCAUUCUCUGUGAUUUAUAUAUGCUUUGCACUUUGCUCACAUUGAUUUCUUUAAGUGAUUCUAGUUUACACUCCUAUACCAAAGUCAUCUUGUCUGCAGCUUUUCCACUGUCAGUGACUGUCGCUGUGUUUAUAUGCAGAUCAGCAUUCCAGUCAAGUUAGUUCCUGCCUUGCUUCUGUUAUUGCUGGGAUGCCCACUGUCAUGUCAGGACCCUGAUUAGGAUGUGCAGGUUUAGAAGAGCAAUGUAUUGUGGGUUAAGGAAUUUCAGUCAAGAGGAAAACUUAACUCGGAUACAUACCUGUGAGUGUUUUUUGGUUAUUCGGCAUACAGUACACAUUCAUAACACCUUCACAAAAUCAGCAGUGAUUUUACAGUACAUUUUUGUUUUUUAACUGGUGAAGCAUAUUUUGCCAAAUGGAAAUGAUUCCUUCCGAGUGUAGCAUUCAAAUUUUUGCCAUUACAGUGAUACAAUUGUAAAAGAGCCAGGCAGCAAUUGUUAAAUCUCUCCAUGUGCUACAUUAUACAAUAAUGACACACACCAAUUAGGCUCCAGGAAUCUUAUAAAAACUAGGUUAAGAAAUUAUUGUGAAGAUAAUAAAAGGAAGCAGUGCAAAGGUAUAUCAUACAAGGGGUUGGGUGAAAAAUCAAAAUAGCUUUGUGCUCCCUCAUAUGUUUAUGAAUAGUAUUGAGUGACAUUGCUAACUGUUCCUGAGUAGCUAAUUAAUCAUUACAUAAACCCCAGAGUGACCAAUUAAAUAUAUGCUAAAUGUAAUAUUUAACUUAAAAUACAGCAUUUAGUGUCAA